Messenger RNA from Diaporthe amygdali, 2571 nucleotides. Its product is annotated as choline/Carnitine O-acyltransferase. The record is from RefSeq and is a predicted model, not a curated record. Gene Ontology annotation, cellular component: mitochondrion. Gene Ontology annotation, biological process: carnitine metabolic process. Gene Ontology annotation, molecular function: carnitine O-acetyltransferase activity. The coding region runs from base 1 to 2571 and encodes 856 amino acids. Lineage: Eukaryota; Fungi; Ascomycota; Sordariomycetes; Diaporthales; Diaporthaceae. The transcript has 3 exons.
AUGCCUACCCAAGUCCGUAUUUUUACGUUGCCCAAGUCUAUUGGAGAGACACUCUCCCCGUCUAUUUCGCACGCUCCGGCUCCUCGCUCGGUUCCCAUCAACGGGCACGUACCCAACGGGAUCCCUCAGCCGAAGGAGACUCCGAAUAAGAUGGGUGUAAAUGAGAACAAGUCCUAUCCGGGAAUCACUUUUGCCCAGCAGGACAAACUGCCAAAGUUGCCAAUCCCUGAGCUGGCCAGCUCUUGCAACAAAUACUUGGCAGCUCUCAAGCCCCUCCAGUCAGCUCGCGAACACUCGGACACAAAGCAAGCAGUUCUGGAAUUCUUGAAAAAUGAAGGGCCCGAGUUGCAAGAGAAGCUGAAGAAGUACGCGGAGGGACGGACAAGCUAUAUCGAGCAGUUCUGGUACGACUCCUACCUAAACUACGACAAUCCAGUCGUACUAAACCUGAACCCCUUCUUUCUGCUGGAAGAUGACCCCACUCCUGCACGAAACAACCAGGUCACCCGCGCGGCUUCGCUGGUGGUCUCGGCCCUGGAGUUCGUGCGGGCUGUUCGCAAGGAGGAGCUGCCGCCAGACAGUAUCAAGGGGACCGCUAUGGACAUGUACCAAUACUCGAGACUCUUUGGCACAGCAAGAGUACCAACCGAGGCUGGCUGCCAGAUAGAACAGGAUCCCGACUCGAAGCACCUGGUUGUCAUGUGCCACGGGCAGUUCUACUGGUUCGAUGUUCUGGAUGAUAACUCGGACCUUAUCAUGACGGAGAAGGACGUGUCCAUCAACUUGCAGACGAUCAUUGAUGACGCUGCUCAGAUGCCCAUCCAGGACGCCGCAAAAGGAGCGCUGGGUGUGCUCAGUACGGAGAACAGAAAGGUGUGGUCCGGGCUCCGGGACGUCUUGACUAGAGAAGAAGGUUCAAACAACGCCGAUUGCCUUGGGAUAGUCGACUCUGCAUUGUUCAUAGUCUGCCUCGACUACACAGAGCCCAUCACAGCGUCGGCUCUUUGCCAGAACAUGCUCUGCGGAACGAGUGAGAUCGAGAAAGGCGUACAGAUCGGCACUUGCACCAACCGAUGGUAUGACAAGCUUCAGAUAAUCGUCUGCAAGAACGGCAGCGCUGGCAUCAACUUCGAGCACACUGGCGUUGAUGGUCACACAGUCCUCAGGUUUGCCAGUGAUGUGUACACAGACACAAUCCUUAGGUUUGCGAGAACAAUCAAUGGCCAAGCGCCGACCCUGUGGGCAUCGACAAGUCCCGACCCUUCCAAGAGAGACCCUGACAGCUUUGGCGACGUCAACACGACGCCACACAAGCUGGAAUGGGAUAUGACCCCGGAGCUUAAGAUUGCUGUGCGCUUUGCAGAAACCCGGCUCGCAGACCUUAUCGAACAGAACGAGUUCCAAUGUCUUGACUUCCAGGCAUAUGGCAAGAAUUUCAUCACCUCUAUGGGAUUUUCGCCCGACGCCUUCAUUCAGAUGGCCUUCCAGGCUGCGUAUUAUGGCCUCUACGGCCGGAUCGAAUGCACCUACGAGCCAGCCAUGACCAAAAUGUUCUUACAUGGGCGAACAGAAGCUGUCCGGACCGUCUCGGAUGAAUCUGUCAACUUCGUGCAGACCUUCUGGGCCGACAACCCGGCGGAGCAGAAGGUUGAGGCACUUAAAAGAGCGUGCGCGACCCACGUGAACACCACCAAAGAAUGUGCCAAGGGGCAGGGCUGUGACAGGCAUAUGUAUGCGCUUUUCUGCCUCUGGCAGCGCCUCAUGGACGAGACGGCAGCGAGCAGCGGCAGCAGCGGAUACACCUCGCCCGUCGACGGUGCAAGCAGCCCCGAGCCUGGCUUGGCCAGUCCUACCAGGGAGUCAGUGGUGUCCGUUGACAGCGAGCACACGACGCAGAACAUGGUGACGCGGGCGAGGGGCGACAGCACCAACUCGCGAGGGGGCUCGCAGGGGCAGCUUCCGCUGAUCUUCGCGGAUUCGGGGUGGGACAAGCUCAACAACACCAUCAUGUCGACGUCCAACUGCGGCAACCCGUCGCUGCGGCAGUUCGGGUUCGGCCCCGUCAGCGGCGACGGCUUCGGCAUCGGGUACAUCAUCAAGGACGACGGCAUCGCCAUCUGCAUCAGCAGCAAGCACCGGCAGACCAAGCGCUUUGUCGACACGCUCGAGAGCUACCUGCUCGAGAUCCGGCGCAUCCUGCGCAUCACCAGCCGCAACCACUCGGCCCCCAAGCAGACGCGCGCUCGCGAGAUCGACCGCUCCACCCACCGCAAGCCCGCCGCCAACAGACUCAAGAGCAGGGGCCGCCUCAUCACUGGCCCCACCGCCGAGACCAUCCGCAGCCAGAAGCUGGGCAGCGUCGCCGGCACACAGAGCCCGACCGACGAGAGCGUCACGCUCAGCGAAGACGACGAGCUGGGAGGAUACGGUUUCUUCGAUGCUGGCAUGCUCCUGCAGGCUCUCAAGGCGCGGGGUGAGGUCGACAGCGGCGAGACCAAGGCUUCCGAGCGGGCUGCUGUCCAGGCCAGGAGACGGGAUGUUGGCAAGAAGUUGCGGUUGAUUGAUUAUUAA